Molecule: messenger RNA, 1165 nt
Organism: Bicyclus anynana (squinting bush brown)
Lineage: Eukaryota; Metazoa; Arthropoda; Insecta; Lepidoptera; Nymphalidae
Product: ribose-phosphate pyrophosphokinase 2-like
Exons: 1
Coding region: 33-1067 (344 amino acids)
Biological process (GO): purine nucleotide biosynthetic process; ribonucleoside monophosphate biosynthetic process; 5-phosphoribose 1-diphosphate biosynthetic process
Cellular component (GO): cytoplasm; ribose phosphate diphosphokinase complex
Molecular function (GO): magnesium ion binding; ribose phosphate diphosphokinase activity
Source: RefSeq, a predicted model, not a curated record
CACUUGAACUCUCACUUACAUCAGUCGUGCUAAUGACAUCAAACGCAAAUCACGAAAACGAAGCAGUUGGAACUAAGACCAUAGCAACUAAGGAAGCACCGAAGAUGCCGAACAUCAAAGUAUUUAGUGGAACUUCACACCCAGAUUUAGCAAAACUCAUAGUUGGUAGACUUGGUUUAGACUUAGGAAGAGCAACAUUAAAGAAAUUCAGCAACAAAGAAACUAAUGUCGAAAUAGGAGAAUCAGUAAGAGGUGAAGAUGUUUAUAUCGUGCAAAGUGGUUGUGGUGAAAUCAACGACAAUCUAAUGGAACUACUGAUUAUGAUUAACACAUGUAAAAUUGCAUCGGCUUCCCGUGUGACUGCAGUUAUACCAUCUUUCCCAUAUUCCAGACAGGAUAAGAAAGAGAAAAGUCGUGCACCGAUCACUGCAAAGCUACUUGCUAAUCUCAUAUCAGUCGCUGGAGCCGAUCAUGUUAUAACAAUUGAUUUACACGCAUCUCAAAUUCAAGGCUUCUUCAAUAUACCUGUGGAUAAUCUAUACGCCGAACCCGCUGUCACCAAAUGGAUAAAAGAUAACAUACCUGAAUGGGAAAGCAGUGUCAUGGUUUCCCCUGACGCAGGUGGAGUAAAACGUAUGACGUCUAUCGCAGAUAGACUUGACAUCGACUUUGCAAUCAUACACAAAGAAAGACAAAGGGCUAAUGAUGAAGACGACGAUUCGACCGUUCUUGUAGGGGACGUGAGUAAUAGAACAGCAAUUAUGGUCGAUGAUUUAGCAGAUACUUGUGAUACAAUUGUUAAAGGUGCAGAAAAGUUACUCGAAACAGGUGCUAAUAAAAUAUACGCCAUAGUUACUCACGGCGUCCUCGCAGGCAAUGCUAUUGAUAAAAUUAACAAAUCGUGCCUGGAAGCAUUUGUUGUAACGAAUACAAUACCACAAGACAAAAAUAUGAAGUCGUGUCCAAAGCUACAAACUAUGGAUAUAUCGGUGAUGUUAGCAGAAGCUAUACGAAGGACCCAUUACGCUGAAUCUGUUUCAUACUUGUUUAACAAUGUACCUUACUGAACAAAUUAUAAUUACAUAAUAUAUAAAUCAUAUAACAUAACUAAAAUAAUAUAUUUCACGUCACAUUUAUUAAUUACAUUUACUAUUAAAAGAAAUAA